AGAACUUUAUGGCAUGAGGGGUAGUCGGGGGCCUAACAAAUUAUCACACGAAGUCUGUAUCCCGAUUGUUGGUAAAUACACAUGAAAACAAUGAUGUUAUCGAAUAAGGUAGCUCCAAGAUGUGGUACAAUUAUCCAACGAGCAAGUCGACAUUCCAGUCACCCAAUUGCUUUUCAGAAGAGAAAUAUUGGAGGCUUGAGUGGUGCCCGAGUUGCCGUUGCAAGUAGAUCUUUGGGAUCACGGAGAGCCGCGUUAUUGUUAUCAAUGACAAUAUGCGCUGGAGGUCUGUAUGCGUCGGGUUAUCCACGAGCUCUACACGCAGAAGAGAUUCCUACUCCAGCGGAGCUGCAAUUCGAAAAGAAGAGGAAGAACACCAGCACAAAAGAAGAGAAUCGAGACCAAAUAAGCUCACAACACCUGCAAGUGAAGAGGAGUUGGGAGAAUCCAGGAGUAUAUGCAUGGGGAUCAAAUACAGGUCGAGUUGUUGCUCCCGACUCUGACGAAGUCAAUAUCAAGACACCAAGACGAAUACCAUAUUUUGAUGGGAAGAUUAUUCGAGACGUUAAGUUAGACCGUAACUUUGCCGCAGCAAUUACUGAGAACGGUGAUCUGCUGCAAUGGGGUACAGGGUACUCGCCGGAUUGUAAGGAGCCUACACCAACACUGAAAGGGAAAGAUCUUGUCAAGUUAGCUAUAUCAAAAGAUCGCAUCAUAGCACUGUCGUCAAAAGGCACGGUAUACUCAAUUUCGGCCUCAAAAACAGAUCAGGAAUUAGAGCCAAAGCCAAAAGAGAGCUCUUGGAUACCGUUCUGGAGCAGUCAAUCUCAAAUAGGCUAUCGAACAAUGAACCCAGAUAAGUUGGUUUGGGGAGAAAAGGUGUCUGAUAUCAGCAGCGGUCUUGAGCAUUGCCUUCUCCUCACUUCCAAAGGUCGCCUCUUCUCUGCCGCUUCCGGUUCCGAAGACUACCCUACUAAAGGGCAGCUCGGUGUCCCUGGUCUAACAUGGACGGCGCGACCCUCCGGAAGAUACGAUCAACCUCAUCACAUAAGUACACUUCAAGGAUUCGAUAUUGCAAAAAUUGCUACCGGGGACUACCACUCUCUGGCAGUCGAUACACAAGGACGCGUAUUUAGUUUUGGUGAUAACUCUGUUGGUCAACUUGGCUUUGAAUAUAAUUCCGAAUCAUCUACCAUUGAUGCUCCCUCCCUAGUCCCUAUCGACCGGCUCUAUAAAGGCACCAAUCUGCUUCCUCGGGUAACAGGCGUCUUCGCAGGUGGAGUCAACACAUUCUUCACCGUCGACGCUACCCGAGUCGCUGGCCAAUCUGAAGAAGCACCUCCCUUGGACCUGGGCCGCAUCACCGCUGACACCUGGGCCUGUGGACAAGGAAUCUACGGCACCCUUGGAAACGGCCGCUGGACGCACGUACAAGGCAUCCCCUCUAAAAUGAAAGUUCUCUCUGGCCUUUUCGAAUAUGACGAAGUCGCACAAACCGUAAUCCCCAUCCGACUUUCCAGCCUUUCAAUCGGCAGCACUCACGCCUCUGCCGUGAUGAACAACGUGACAAAUGUAAACGCCACGUCUAAAUCCAGUUCAAAUGAUACGAAUUGGGGCGCCGAUGUAUUAUGGUGGGGCGGAAAUGAGCAUUAUCAACUAGGCACCGGAAAGAGAAAUAAUGUUAGCCAGCCGGUAUAUAUACAACCACUGGAUUUGGCGGCGGAUAGGGAGAAAGGAAGGAGGGAGGAACAUCGCUUCCAAAUUACGCCGAGGAAGACGGUGAAGAUUGGCGGAAGAAAUGUGAGUGUAGAACAGAGGAUUGAGUGCGGGAGAGGUUGUACAGCGGUCUACUCCGGUGCUUGAUUAUUAUCGAGGCGGGUGAUUAAUCUAAAUGGGUUGAUCAGUUCAAGUGGACAUAGGUGCUGAGUUUCGAACGUGUAAAGUUCGACUGUAUUGUUUUUGUGUACUCUAUCUUGUAAUUUAGCCAUUGUCAUCGCUAGGGGACAAGAUGUUUAGGAAUGGAUGGGCAUGGGUGGGAACAUUGAUGGUGUCAGGAGAGUAACCCCAACAAAUGUAUAUUGAUCUAAAGGAUACUCAACUCUAUAUCCCUAGCAGAGCUAUUAAUAUUAAGGAUUCCACGACUCAUCAGCAUAGGUCAAUUCCGUGGUCACCCAUUACAAUCACUCAAAUGAAUAAAACUAUUUCAUCUCAA
Sclerotinia trifoliorum is the source of this 2209-nucleotide messenger RNA. The record is from the annotation of a GenBank genome assembly. NCBI's taxonomy places the organism in Eukaryota, Fungi, Ascomycota, Leotiomycetes, Helotiales, Sclerotiniaceae.